AUGCCCGCAUCGCAAACUGGAUUUGGUAACUUCUUCUUGGAGAGGAACAUCAGCAUGCCGGCUGGAUAUCAGAUCCCGGUGCUCGGAUGCCCACCGGGCGUACAGCAGCAGCAGCAGGCGCAGCAUCUGGCAGCGAUGGCAGCUGGGGUUCCAAUAACAUACUCAGGACUGCAAGGAUACAACUUCAUCCCGUAUCCUCACCACAGGCACAUCGCACACAUGAACAACGGUUUUGAUUUGAAGGCUGCUUCUCCCUUCCACCACGCUCUCCUGGCCCGCGCUGCGCCUUUCUACCCUCCGUACCGCCCAGGAGCAGCCGAGGAUCCCGGCAGGGUCGCCAAAGUGGCCACCCGAGAGAGCACCGGAGCGUUGAAGGCCUGGCUGAACGAGCACCUGAAGAAUCCGUAUCCAACCAAGGGCGAGAAAAUCAUGCUCGCCAUCAUCACUAAAAUGAGCCUGACUCAGGUCUCCACCUGGUUCGCGAACGCGAGGCGUCGCUUGAAGAAGGAGAACAGGGUCAGCUGGGCGUCGAAGGGGAAAUCAGACGAGGAGGAUGAGGAGCAGGAUGGAGAGAGCGACGCGGAGGAGAGUCCUCUGCAGAAAUGCCAUUUAGAUGAGCCUCAAACUGAAGGCGCAGACGGCGGUGAGCAGAACGCGUUGGACAGCUCGGCACCUGUGGACGCGCGUUUGGAGAGACAGCAGCAGCCGAACAGCGAAGACAAAGAGCUUGAACUUGUCAAGAAAGUUGAAAAAAGUGACUCUGAACACACCCCAUCAGCUUUGGAAAGUAAAGAAAACAUCGCGAGUCAAAAACCCAAAAUCUGGUCUUUGGCAGAGACCGCCACCUCAGACACUGUGAAGAAACCCGUGGACAGUAUUUACCCCCCUGCAGGCAGACUGUGGGCAGACUGGGCUUCCAGAAACGGGCUGUUUGUUCCUUCAUGUUACACUACGCAUGAAAUUGUCGAAGCUGCUAUUUAGACACAACGGAAAGACUUUUUUCCUCCACCACAUCUUUUUGCACUUUAAACUUUCAAACCUCAGGGAGCUCCUGAAGUUUGCAAUGAAAUGAUGAUCUGUUGUGAGACCAAAGACUAAACAUGUUGUGUUAUUGUA
This is a messenger RNA of Stegastes partitus (bicolor damselfish), 1116 nucleotides long. It is a transcript of the gene irx7, whose product is annotated as iroquois homeobox 7. NCBI's taxonomy places the organism in Eukaryota, Metazoa, Chordata, Actinopteri, Pomacentridae. Bases 1 to 981 code for a protein of 326 amino acids. The record is from RefSeq and is a predicted model, not a curated record. Gene Ontology annotation, cellular component: nucleus. Gene Ontology annotation, biological process: regulation of transcription by RNA polymerase II; neuron differentiation; cell development. The transcript has 2 exons. Gene Ontology annotation, molecular function: RNA polymerase II cis-regulatory region sequence-specific DNA binding; DNA-binding transcription factor activity, RNA polymerase II-specific.